Messenger RNA from Nothoprocta perdicaria, 1000 nucleotides. RefSeq names its product zinc finger protein 32-like. NCBI's taxonomy places the organism in Eukaryota, Metazoa, Chordata, Aves, Tinamiformes, Tinamidae. The transcript is spliced from 6 exons. Gene Ontology annotation, molecular function: RNA polymerase II cis-regulatory region sequence-specific DNA binding; DNA-binding transcription factor activity. Bases 32 to 1000 code for a protein of 322 amino acids. The record is from RefSeq and is a predicted model, not a curated record. Gene Ontology annotation, biological process: regulation of transcription by RNA polymerase II.
CCGUGUCCGCUGCCCUCGCCAGCCUGGGAACAUGUCUGCGGGGGGGGCGCCCCAGCCCGCGCACAUUCUCAACCUGCUGCCCUACCCGCGGCUCAACGAGGUGGCCAGGGCGCCGCACGACGCGGACGGCGCCGACGGCCCCGCCGAUCCCUGCACGGGCUACCGGUUCUUCAAGCCGGGCGGCCUGUUUGGCAUCAAGCAGUCGGAGGAGCCGUACGCCGAGGGGCAGCCCAUGCAGCAGGACAGCAAGAUCCUCGUGAGCCCCUGCGCAGUGGAGCCCGGGCGCGCCGGCAAGGUGGAGCAGCAGGAGGAGAAGCCGGGCUGCGCCGUGGGCGCCCUGGAGCUCUACCCGGCGGGCGCCAGCGGCUCCGGGCGCUGGUUCCACAGCGGGCAUGUGGGCGCCGUGAGGCCGAGCGGGGCGCCCAUGACGGACCUGGCGUCGCCCGCGGGCGAGAAGCCCUUCGCCUUCCCCGGCGGCGAGGAGAGCUUCGGGGAGGAGCGCGUGCUCGUCAUCCACAGCCAGGCGGAGGAGGAGGAGGCGGGCAAGGAGUUCAAGUGCAUCCUGUGCGGCGCGCGCUUCGGCCAGCAGCCCAGCCUCGCCCGCCACCAGAAGCACCACGCCGGCGAGCGCGCCUUCAUCUGCGCCGAGUGCGGCAAGGGCUUCAGCCUCAAGCACAACCUCAUCAUCCACCAGCGCAUCCACACGGGCGAGCGGCCCUACCAGUGCAGCGUGUGCCAGAAGAGCUUCAGCCUCAAGCAGAACCUGCUCACCCACCAGCGCAUCCACAGCGGCGAGAAGCCCUUCUGCUGCGCGCAGUGCGGCAAGCGCUUCCGCGAGCAGCGCUUCCUGCUCAACCACCAGCGCACGCACGAUAUCAAGGUGGUUGAAGUCCACCAUGAGAACCGGGGCCUGUGGUCAUGUGGCUCCUUGCAGCUUUCUGCAGAAGGCCUCUUCUACUUGGCCUGCAGCAAACACCCCCAACGGAAUCACCCCUUUUAA